CAAAGCGGAAAUAUUCACUAUGGACGCGGAUGUGAAGCUGGAAACAAAGAUGGCGGAAGAGGAGAAUCUCUCCGAGGAGCUGGAGCAGCUCGACUUCCUCCGAGACCGACAUGUACGCUUCUUCCAGAGGACUCUGCAGGUUUUACCCGAGAGAUACGCCUCCCUGGAGACUACCAGGCUGACCAUCAUAUUUUUUGCCCUGUCCGGGCUAGAUGUGCUCGAUGCUCUGGAUGUCAUCGACAGCGAUGUCAUAAUCGAAUGGAUCUACUCAUUGCAGGUUCUACCCACGGAAGACCAAUCCAACCUCAGCCGGUGUGGUUUCCGAGGCUCGUCACACAUCGGAAUUCCUUACAGCACCAAGGGUCCGGGUGUGCUGCAUCCGUACGACAGCGGCCAUGUCGCCAUGACCUACACGGGCCUUUGCUCUCUACUCAUACUGGGAGACGAUCUGAGUCGAGUCAACAAGCAGGCCUGCCUGGCCGGUCUAAGGGCCCUGCAGCUGGACGACGGCAGUUUCUACGCCGUGCCAGAAGGCAGCGAAAACGACAUCCGCUUUAUCUACUGCGCGGCCAGUAUCUGUUACAUGCUGGACGACUGGUCGGGCAUGGACAUCCAAAAGGCCAUUGAGUACAUUCGAGGCAGCCUGUCGUACGAUAGCGGUUUUGGUCAGGGAGCCGGGCGAGAGUCACAUGGCGGUUGGACCUACUGCGCCAUCGCCUCCUUGUGUCUUAUGGGUCGAUUGGAGGAGGCGCUGAGUCGGCGCGAGCUGGACAGGAUCCGCCGCUGGUGCAUCAUGAGGCAGCAGAGUGGCUUUCACGGGCGCCCCAACAAGCCCGUGGACACCUGCUACUCGUUUUGGGUGGGCGCAACGCUAGAGCUAUUAGAUGUGUUCCAGUACACCAACUUUGACAAGAACAGGACCUUCAUCCUGUCCACGCAGGAUCGCUUGGUUGGUGGCUUCGCUAAGUGGCCAGACAGCCAUCCAGACCCUCUGCACGCCUACUUGGGCCUGUGCGGUCUGUCUCUGAUGGGAGAGCCCAGCCUGAGGAAGGUCCACCCAGCUCUCAACAUCACCCAGAGGGCCUUCGAGCGCCUCCGCCAGCUGCAGCAGACAUGGAGGGGACAAUAGCGGCAACUGUGGCUGACAGGAGCAUCCGGCAGGUCAAAUCCAAGGCAACAGGAGUCUCUGCUGCCAGGCCUCCUUUUUUAUUUGAAGACUUAGGAGUGCACAGCUACUCCAUAGCAACUUUGCAACAUGGCCUUGCUGUGGGGUGACUCUUCUUUAAAGCUGCCUUUUUGUCAACAGACUGCAGUCAGUUUAAGUGUUAAGAAAUAUAUGUGCCAAAAAUCACCAGAGACCUGAAAACAUUCCUGGUGCCAAAUUGUCUCCCAUUUUUGAGAAAGUGAAAGGAAAACCGUCUGCUAUGGUUUCUUGCCAAGCGGCAGCACUAUUUCUAUUAUGGACCACGCUGGCUCAGUAUCAUGUAGAAUGGACCUGAAACCUUUUAGAAACACUCUCAUAAUCAACAUGUCGCUAAUGUGCGUCUUAUGGACAGAGCAUUCAUAUAUCAUCAAAGAACACCAAGCCACCACCUUUUUCCCAUGUCACAAUCCAGUCUGGUUACGAUCAUAAUUUUGGAUACAUCCAAUCCUUAAAAGGAAAAAAAACAUUAUCCCUAUCCAGUAACACCCUUCCAUUACUCAUGAGGCAUCUUCAAAGCGCUCCAGUUUGCUUCCAGCCUGCCAGGUUUGAUGUCCCGUCUCACCCCACCAACUCCCACUGGUUCCUCCUCCUCAACCUCCCCUUGGCUUUGUUUACUAAUGUGGAGGUUUGAUCAGGUGUAUCACAGCAUCAGCGGCGUACCCAACGGAGUUGAGGCCAAGAACCACCUGCAGGGGUCCAGUCUUUCUUUGACUUUUGAAAAUAAGUAGAAAAAAAAAAAUCAAGCAUGAGCAUACUUCCUUAGGCAAGUUUCAAUAAAAUGGAGCCUAUUGGGGAA
Phycodurus eques (leafy seadragon) is the source of this 2000-nucleotide messenger RNA. RefSeq names its product protein geranylgeranyltransferase type I, beta subunit (gene pggt1b). The transcript has 10 exons. Gene Ontology annotation, cellular component: CAAX-protein geranylgeranyltransferase complex. Gene Ontology annotation, molecular function: CAAX-protein geranylgeranyltransferase activity. Gene Ontology annotation, biological process: protein geranylgeranylation. The record is from RefSeq and is a predicted model, not a curated record. Lineage: Eukaryota; Metazoa; Chordata; Actinopteri; Syngnathiformes; Syngnathidae. Bases 20 to 1129 code for a protein of 369 amino acids.